CCUUAGGCUUAAAAUUGGAAGCACAAAGAACAGCCAGGGAGGGAAUGUUUUUGCCACUAUCACUGCCUCUUUUACAGUCUUUACAGUUGUACCAGGGAACGGCUGUUUACACAGCGAGAGCCAAUCAUGAUGUAGAUCUGUGACUCCAUGGCUCCGCCUCCUGCCUGUUGCAAUCCACAGCAGAGAAACUAUAAAGCUGGCUGGCAAGUCAAGAGGGAGAAGGAGAAACGGUUGAAAGUUGCCAGUGUAUCAUCAUCAUCAUCAUCAUCAUUCUGCAACAUGGCGUCCACAGCUGCUUUAAUACCUACCGAGCUGUUCGCAGAAGGGAAGGGAAUAUGGAGGAAAAACUGGAGGAACAGAAUCAGGUUCCUUCUGAGGAACAACUCUUCCCCCUCAGUGCUGCAUGUGAUGAAGAACAGAUCCUGCAGGCCAAGUGCUGAUGACGUAAAGCAAUGGGCGGAAUCACUUGACAAACUCCUCACACAUAAAUAUGGAAAAGCAGCUUUCUUCAUUUUCCUGAAGUCUGAGUUCUGCGAGGAGAACAUUGAGUUUUGGACAGCCUGCGAAGACUUCAGGACACUCUCAUCCCACACAGACAUGGUGUCCAAGGCCAACAGAAUUUACGAGGAGUUCAUCAAAAACGAAGCGCCCAAAGAGAUAAACCUGGACUACCACACUAAGAAUGCCAUCUCUCAGAGCCUCCACCAGCCAACACCCACCUGCUUCUUGGCAGCACAGAUGAAGGUCUACAGUCUGAUGGAGAACAACUCCUAUACUCGCUUCAUCAACUCAGACUUUUACCAAAAACUGUGUGCGGCAGCCAGCGGGCAGGUCGACCACAGAAAGUUGUAGUAGCAGUAAAAACAACAACAACAACAACAAAAAAACUCCUGAAGUCACUUGUUUACCUUUUAGACAGACAGGUGUUUAUUCCAGACACUGCUUCAGGAUAACAGACCUGAAUGUAAACCCUGAGAAUUAUCAUGACUGGCCAGUGAGGACGGCACUAUUUGGGAGCGAGUUUUCGGUCCAUCUUCCUGUGAGCGCUUAACUACAAACAUGAAACUGGAUGCUGGACUAGGCUGCAGGCAGAGUCAGCAGCAUUUCAAUCAGAUGGGAUUAAAGUAACAUAUUUAUCAUUUGGGUUCCCUAACGGCACUUUGGAGUUCUGCAAUUUCAGCAUUGUAUCCAUUCAACAAAAAAACGAUGCUGCAGAGGCGCCAGUAUUUAUUAUUUAAUAAUAGAUGACGAAACAAGAAGCAGCUUUAAGUCUUCAGUGUCCGAAAGGAAACCCGUGUUCUCUAAAUUCGAGAAGUUGUAAAGCUUCCUGUGUGGUCCUGAGUUUUGUUGCCAGAUCUGUUGACUGUUGUAGCAUAAAUAAAAGCACUUUUUUCCUCUCUUUUUUUCCACUAAGACAAGUACUAGUUUGUGAGGUGACAGAGGAGAGCAGAGUUUGUAUCACUUUUGUCACAAUGUUAUUUAUUGUAAAUACUGCAAUAUUACGUGUGAGAUGUGCUUGAAUUGUUAUAAAAGUGAAUUGAUGUUUGGAGCAGCUGGACUGCUUGACAAAUAAAGUGGAUUUUUUGCUGAAA
This is a messenger RNA of Cynoglossus semilaevis (tongue sole), 1592 nucleotides long. RefSeq names its product regulator of G-protein signaling 2. The transcript has 5 exons. The record is from RefSeq and is a predicted model, not a curated record. Lineage: Eukaryota; Metazoa; Chordata; Actinopteri; Pleuronectiformes; Cynoglossidae. Bases 148 to 852 code for a protein of 234 amino acids.